Brassica rapa (field mustard) is the source of this 902-nucleotide messenger RNA. Its product is annotated as translationally-controlled tumor protein homolog. NCBI's taxonomy places the organism in Eukaryota, Viridiplantae, Streptophyta, Magnoliopsida, Brassicales, Brassicaceae. Gene Ontology annotation, cellular component: cytoplasm. The record is from RefSeq and is a predicted model, not a curated record. Gene Ontology annotation, molecular function: calcium ion binding.
AGAAAACCCAAAAUAGUAAAUUCGAAUCGGGAAUAUUAUUACAGUAUUAUCCUGUUGUUCUCCAUCGGAAACCCUCGAUACACUCGGCUAUAAAAUAGCAAAGGGCACGACCUCGUUUCAAACCCCCUCGUCGCUGCUGCGUCUCUCUCUCUCCCGCAACCUCCAGAUAAUAAAAAAACAAUAAGCGACCAUGUUGGUGUACACCGAUCUUCUCACCGGUGAUGAGCUUCUCUCUGACUCUUUCCCUUACAAGGAGAUUGAGAAUGGGAUUCUUUGGGAAGUUGAAGGAAAGUGGACUACCAAGGGAUGUGUAGAGGUUAACAUUGGUGCCAACCCAUCUGCUGAGGAAGGUGGUGAGGACGAGGGUGUUGACGACUCUGUUGAGAAGGUUGUUGACAUUGUCGACACUUUCAGGCUUCAGGAGCAGCCCACUUACGACAAGAAGGGGUUCAUCGCCUAUAUCAAGAAGUACAUCAAGCUUUUGACGCCCAAGCUCACCCCGGAACAGCAGGAGGAGUUUAAGAAGGGUAUUGAGGGAGCUACCAAGUACCUUCUCCCCAAGCUCAAGGACUUCCAAUUCUUUGUUGGGGAGGGCAUGCACGAUGACAGCACUAUUGUCUUUGCUUAUUACAAGGAGGGUGCUACUAACCCAACAUUUUUGUACUUUGCACAUGGUUUGAAGGAGGUCAAGUGCUGAGUGAGAAGCUCUUUGUCGGGUUACUAUGGUCGGGUCGCAGCGACUCUCAGUUUAUGCUUAUGUGUUGUGUUUUUGGUCGUCCCCCUAUUAAAAUUUGUCUACCAGUUUGCUUUUUUUCUUUCUUGCGUCUUGUGUUCUGUGUUGGGAGAUUGUUAAGUUAUUUGAUCUCGAAUACAAACGGUUAUUUGAAUUUUGGUCGUCUACU